Odobenus rosmarus divergens (Pacific walrus) is the source of this 1347-nucleotide messenger RNA. RefSeq names its product phosphoprotein enriched in astrocytes 15 (gene PEA15). Gene Ontology annotation, molecular function: protein binding. The coding region runs from base 115 to 507 and encodes 130 amino acids. The transcript is spliced from 4 exons. The record is from RefSeq and is a predicted model, not a curated record. NCBI's taxonomy places the organism in Eukaryota, Metazoa, Chordata, Mammalia, Carnivora, Odobenidae. Gene Ontology annotation, biological process: negative regulation of extrinsic apoptotic signaling pathway via death domain receptors; MAPK cascade.
GGAAGCGGCGGCGGCGGCGGCAGGAGCGGCGGGAGCCGAGGAGGAGGCUCCGGACGCUGCCCCAGGAACCGGGACGCCGGAGAGCCGCGCCCUGAGCGCUCAGCCCGAGGCGUCAUGGCCGAGUACGGGACCCUCCUCCAGGACCUGACCAACAACAUCACCCUUGAAGAUCUGGAGCAGCUCAAGUCGGCCUGCAAGGAGGAUAUCCCCAGUGAGAAGAGCGAGGAGAUCACUACUGGCAGUGCCUGGUUCAGCUUCCUGGAGAGCCACAACAAGCUGGACAAAGACAACCUCUCCUACAUUGAGCACAUCUUUGAGAUCUCCCGCCGCCCUGACCUACUCACCAUGGUGGUGGACUACAGAACCCGUGUUCUGAAGAUCUCGGAGGAGGAUGAGCUGGACACCAAGCUAACCCGUAUCCCCAGUGCCAAGAAGUACAAAGACAUUAUCCGGCAGCCUUCUGAGGAAGAGAUCAUCAAAUUGGCUCCGCCACCGAAGAAAGCCUGAGCAAGGGGGAGGAAAGGAGGAAGGUUGGACCUUCAGUGGACCACUCCCUUCCCCCAGCCUCCAGGGGAGGGGCAAGGGCAACCCCCCCACUCUACCCACUUACUAACCUGGUCCUAACCCCCUUACUGUGCGCGUGUGUGUGCGUGUGCGCACGCUCUGGCUGUCUGUCUAUAUGUCUAGCUCAUCUAGUUCCUCCUCCUUGUGAGGGGAUGGGGGUCGGGCUGGGGGGGGGGCUUUGUUUCCCCACUUUAGGGGGAGGUGGGGGCUAUUUCUAUGCAAAUAGAAAUGGGCACAUUACUCCUACUGCCCUUUCCUCUAUGGCUAAAGUGUGGGAGCAGAAAGGACCUGUAUUUUCCUACACUGAGGAGCCAAGCUGGAGGGAAAGCAUGGGGCGAGAUGGGUGCAUCUAGUGAAAAGCAGUGGGAGGGACGGUGGUCACCCAACCCCCCACCUGGAAGGGGCAAAGAAAAGCCAGAGUUCCACGUCUGUACCCCGUGCUGGAUCGGCUGAGGGUUCCUUUCUAGAUGUUCCUCAGGUUGGAGGGCCUGGGCCCCAGUAGGUCCCCUUUUUGCUCCCCUCCCAUGGGCCUAGGAUGGGUAUGAGCCAGGGAUCUAAUGAGAGAGGACCACAGGAUCUUUUCCUCGCCCCAGAGUACAAACUUCAUGAGCACCCAGCUAGAUACUGGAGACCCCCCCCACCCCCAAGAGCCCAUGCUGGGAGCAGGCCCCACUGCACCAGACAUGGGGAUGUGGACAGAGGGGUCCUCUUUGCCACUCCCUUUAUUCCUGUUCAGACUGUUGCACACACGGAUUCCAAACCUAGGGAGGUUGAGGAGUGAGC